AUAACCAGCCGGACCAGUUUUCACAAUUUGAAUAUCACAGUGCAGUUAGCAAGUGAACCAGAAUCAGGUGUCUUCAAACAAUAUGGCGACAAACGGCUACUCGAUUUCUGUCCUUGCUGAAACAUUGGGUACUUCCGAAGAAGCCGUGCGUUUGAUUCUCUCUCUGCUUCUAGGUUAUCCAUUGGCACUCUUCCAACGACUGUUCCUGAAAAAAGCGCCUCCUACCGCUUACCAUGUCUACUACACCCUUGCGGGACUUUCCAUCAUGUACUUCAACUUUGGUAUUGCCACGUAUCACUCCGCCCUGUCCGUGAUAGUGAACUGGGCGCUGCUCCACCUCUUAGGUGGAUCCUUCCGCUCCGUGGUCCUGUCUUUCACUUACAAUAUGGGUCAUCUGUUGUUACAUUACUAUCUCCUUGGCACCACCACUUAUGUUAUCAACUUCACCACUCCCCAAUGUGUCCUGACAUUACGUCUGAUAGGUUUGGCGUGGGACAUCUAUGACGGCACCAAACCACCGGAGAAACAGUCGGAGAGUCAGAAGAAGGUUGUGCUGAACAGAUCCCCGACGCUUCUGGAAGUGUCCGGCUUUGUUUAUCACUUCGGGGGACUUUUGGUCGGACCACAGUUCCCAAUGAAACAGUAUUUGUUCUCAAUUGGAGUUCUGACAUCGACUGAUGAGAAGCCACCAAUAAGUAUUAUGCUGGCCCUCAACAGACUAGCAACGGGCGCGGUGUACCUUUCGUUAUUUACCCUUCAGACUAUCUACUUUCCGGAUGAUUAUAUGAUCAGCCAGGGCUUUGAAGAUCUGGGCCUCCUCAGCCGUUGGGGUUUCGUGACGAUCUGGGCAAAACUGUUCAUCUGUAAACUGAUCGGAGUUUGGUUGAUCUCGGAAGGUGUUGGUAUCAUCUGCGGCCUGGCGUACACCCCUGGUGCUGACGGGAGCCCUCCCCGCAUGGACGCCUGUCAGAACGUGAAGAUCAUCCCGUGGGAACUGUCAGUCUCACCGGAUGAGAAGAUUCAAUCCUUCAACCUCUCCACCAACACCUGGCUGAUGAACUACAUAUACAAGCGUUUGCGGUUCCUGGGCAUGCGCAUUGUGUCCUUUGUGGUGACGCUGUCGUACCUGGGUAUUUGGCACGGACUGCUGAGCGGCUACCAGGCGGCUUUUCUCUUUGAAGUUAUCUGGGUUCGAGGCUCGAGGGAGCUCGAAGAAAUGGCCCGACGUGUGCCAGUGUCGAGGGUCCUGUCGACUGCAGGCGCGCGGAUAGUCCGCGGUGUGGCGCUAGUGAUCAGCUGGGUGUUCAACUGGGCUAUGUUCGGCUACAUGAUAGUGCCUUUCGCACUACUGGUGGCCGACAAGUGGGUCAAGGUUUACGGACUGCUCUAUUGGGGAGGAUUCAUAGCCCUUGGUCUAGCGUUAGUGAUCGGUCCCCUGGUACGGAGAUGUCUGGAUCCUCCCCAGACACCGACAAAGAACGGACAGGAGGUCGCUACAUCUUCUAACGGAACCUCAUCUUCAAAAGUUGAGAUAACUUCUUCAGACAGGGAAAACGGUAGCGUCACAGUGGACAUUCCCUCACGACACCUAGCGGAACCCGAACGCGAUGAAAAUCCAGAAGCCACGCCAUCAAAUGACAUAUAAAGACGACAAGGAGCAACGAAAUACCCAACCACCCUCCUUUACUCUUGCAUAUGUUUUCUUCCUUACAUAUAGGUGUACACGUUGCUGCAUUGGAUAGGACAUUUACUGCUCGGGGGCGUUCUUGUGAUAUCUUGGGUUAUUCGAAGAUUUUCACGCAAUAGACGAACAUCAGACCGGGGCCUAGAGAUGACGUCACCACAAUCGGUGAUACCCGAGUCGUCCGCGGCAAGUCGCAAAACUACACAAACCU
Branchiostoma floridae (Florida lancelet) is the source of this 1895-nucleotide messenger RNA. RefSeq names its product lysophospholipid acyltransferase 5-like. Gene Ontology annotation, molecular function: 1-acylglycerophosphocholine O-acyltransferase activity; lysophospholipid acyltransferase activity. Gene Ontology annotation, cellular component: membrane. Bases 83 to 1645 code for a protein of 520 amino acids. The record is from RefSeq and is a predicted model, not a curated record. Gene Ontology annotation, biological process: lipid modification; phosphatidylcholine biosynthetic process. The transcript is spliced from 13 exons. NCBI's taxonomy places the organism in Eukaryota, Metazoa, Chordata, Leptocardii, Amphioxiformes, Branchiostomatidae.